UGUCUUCUUCCUCGGGUGGCUCUUGCAUUUAUUCGACCCUGGUUCUUGACGUCUUCUCUUCUCUUCUCUUCUCUUCCGCUUCGCAUUUUCUUCAAUCUCCUCUGUGUGUCUCAGAGCGAGCAGGUCUCUUCCGUUUCCUUUAAUUCUCCAUUUCCGUCAGAUCUAACGGAAUCCUUCUUGGUGGUUUUCGGAUCAAUUGCGUUCAACUAAUCGCCUGCUUUUCUUUUCCAACCCUUAUUAAAGGGUUUGAUCCGAUUGCUCUUUGUUAGGGUUUUCUUGAAGAUUCGAGAUAAGUAAAUCAUCGAGACGAUUAAUCUAUUCUGAUCGCCCAGCCCUUUUGGUCUGGUGUGGAUUCGUGAUUCGUCUCGCUUCCCUUUAGACCGAAUUUCUUUUUUUCACAAGUGGUUUCUAGUUCUCGCAUCCUACUUAGAGCUUCUGUGAUUUCGACUGGUGAUUUUAAGAGGGGAAGUUAGCUUUAUUUCCUCGACUUAUCUUUGUUGUGGAGAUGUUGGGUGCGGGAUUGCAGUUCGGGCGGAGCCAUGGAGAGGAUCGAUUUUAUAAUCCGGUUAAAGCGAGGAGGAAUCAUCAUAAUCAGCAACAGCAACCACAGCAGCAGCAACAUCAACAACAGCUUCAAAGAACUAGGAAUAAUGGAGCUCUAAGCCCCUCCCCGACGACCAAGGGAAAGGCCGUAGUUUCAGACAAUAGGGAACCGGAGAACCGAGUGGGAUCUGAGGAAACGUCGAAGCCCGUAGCUAUGCCGGCUUCUGAACCAUCGAUAGCUCCUCCGAGCAACCUCGAUCGAUUCUUGGAAUCAACAACACCUUCUGUUCCUGCGCAGUAUCUAUCUAAGACUAGGAUGAGGGGUUGGAGGACUUGUGAUGUGGAAUUUCAGCCUUACUUCAAUCUUGGCGAUCUAUGGGAAUCCUUCAAGGAGUGGAGUGCAUAUGGUGCAGGAGUGCCUUUAAUACUGAAUGACAGUGACUGUGUUGUUCAGUAUUAUGUCCCUUAUUUGUCGGGUAUCCAAAUAUAUGGUGAAUCCGCGAGGUCCUCCUCUAAGUCGAGGCGACCUGGUGAGGACAGUGAUGGUGAUUACUACAGAGAUUCUAGUAGUGAUGGGAGCAGUGAUUGUGAACUGGAAAGGGGCUUGAAAUACUCAAGAGAACAGUUGAACCGCUACCAUAUAACAAGUGAGGCUUCUCUGAGGAUGGAUAGAUUGUCUUUGAGAGAGAAACAUAUUUCUCACCAAGAAGGCUUCUCUAGUGAUGAUGGUGAGGCAGGGAAUCCACGUGGUUGCCUUCUCUUUGAAUUUCUUGAACAGGAUCCUCCUUACAGCCGUGAACCUUUAGCUGACAAGAUAUCAGAUCUUGCUAGCCGCUUUCCUGAGCUGAAGACAUUGAGAAGUUGUGAUUUGCUACCAAUCAGUUGGGUUUCUGUGGCAUGGUACCCAAUAUACAGGAUACCAACAGGACCGACACUAAGAGAUUUGGAUGCUUGCUUUUUGACAUUUCACUCUCUUUCUACACCCAUGCGAGGUGGUGGAGGUGCGCAGGAUCCAAUAGUGACCUAUCCCAAUGGAGUGGAUGAUGUACCAAAGAUUUCUCUACCAGUUUUUGGUUUAGCUUCAUAUAAGUUCAAAGGAUCCAUGUGGACUCCAAAUGGGGGAUCUGAACGUCAAUUGGCAAGCUCUCUCUUGCAAGCCGCAGAUAACUGGUUAAGAUUGCUUCAGGUCAAUCACCCAGAUUUCCAGUUCUUUGCUUCACAUGGUGCAUGCCGCAGGUGAAAUUAAGGGGGGGAACCAGAUCAGCAGCUUAUUUUAUCUUCCAUUCUGCAACUAGGGUGCAACUUAUUUCCUGGUUGAAUGGCGGCAUGCCAACUACAGUGGCAGUGCGUUGUGGAAAUAAAGAUGGCAACUCGUAUAAAAGAUAGGAGCAAUCGGUUUGUUUCCUUGUGUCAAGAAGAGAGAAAAAUGAAACUAGAAAAAAGGCUAAAAUUCAAAAACAAAAAUGAAAAGACUGAAAAAUGUCACGGAAUGGAAGGAGAAGCAGAAUAAGGCCCAAGAAAGUUAAGGGGAAAAGAAAAAGAAAAAAAGAACAAAGAUGAUGUUGUAGGAGCUGAGCUAAGCUAAGCUAAGCUGGGGAAAAAGAUAAUUUAGCUCUGUCUUGGUGAUGUGGGUAAGUUUCUUCUUCUUGAAGGCUUAUAUAUUUAUAUUAUUACAUAUUUAUAUCUAUAUAUUUAAAUUAAUAGAAACACAGGCAUUCUUAGGUUUUUUUCCCUCAUAAGUAGUAUUUCAUGUGUUGUCCAGAUCUAAUUUUGGUUUUGAUAUUAAUGAUGUAUAAGAGGGCUAAAUUUGAGUUGCCCUUCUGAUGUCAGUAUGUUUUGAAGACUGACUUACAUGUUUUGACUUUUGACGGUCCUAAUGCAAAAUUGAAAAAAAAAAAUGAUGUAGAUGAAGUGAUGUUAAGAGGCGUAGUUAUAUCAAUGAACAUUGAUGUUUAGAACCGUGCCUA
Messenger RNA from Nelumbo nucifera (sacred lotus), 2510 nucleotides. RefSeq lists its product as uncharacterized. NCBI's taxonomy places the organism in Eukaryota, Viridiplantae, Streptophyta, Magnoliopsida, Proteales, Nelumbonaceae. The record is from RefSeq and is a predicted model, not a curated record.